UUGCUCCCAAAGCAACCCAAUAAUAUUCCCAUAUAUCAACUAAACACUAUACAGUACUCGUUCACUCAUUCUCCCUGUGCUUUUAUUCACAGUUGAACUUCACUUUCUCUAGUCCCCAUGAAUUCCUUGCUCAGCAAAACAAAUACUAUUUAUGUUAUUAUAAGCUGACAGUUCUCUUUUCUUGGGUCUUCACUGUUGUCCCUCUUUCUCAUGCACUGCGAUUUCCAAUGGAGAUUUUCCAGUGCUUGUCUUACAAUCUUCUUCUUGCUUCCAUGUUCAUCUUUGUGGUCUCAGCCAUUGAUCCCUUCUCGGAGGCACUUUUGAGUCUAAAAUCUGAGCUUGUAGAUGAUUAUCACAGUUUGAACGACUGGCUUCUGCCUUCUGGAGGGAAUGCACCUGGAGGAGAAGUAUAUGCAUGUUCUUGGUCUGGCAUCACUUGCAACAAGAACAGUACCAUUGUUACUGGUUUAGACCUUUCUAUGAAGAAUCUUGCUGGUGUAAUUACGGGGAAGCAAUUCAAUGUCUUCACUGAUCUUGUUAAUCUCAACCUCAGCCACAACUUUUUCUCUGGGCCGCUUCCUGUGGAAAUUUUCAACCUCACCAGUCUAAGAAGCUUAGCUAUCAGGAGAAACAAUUUUUCUGGCCACUUUCCCAGGGGGAUAUCUGGUGUCAGGAACCUGGGCCUGUUUGAUGCCUUCAGCAACAGCUUUUCAGGGCCAUUGCCAAUUGAAGUUUCCCAGCUUGACAAUCUCAAGGUUCUUAAUUUAGCUGGGAGUUAUUUCAAGGGACCAAUCCCAUCAGAAUAUGGUUCUUUCAAGAGCCUUGAGUUUCUUCACCUGGCAGGAAAUCUUCUGAGUGGUAAUAUACCACCAGAACUGGGUAAUCUAAAAACAGUCACCCAUAUGGAAAUUGGCUACAACACUUAUCAAGGAAGUAUUCCAUGGGAAUUGGGAAACAUGAGUGAGCUCCAGUAUCUUGAUAUUGCUGGUGCAAAUCUCUCUGGCCCAUUACCAAAGCAACUCUCCAAUCUCACCAAGCUGCAAUCAGUUUUUCUAUUCAGAAACCAGCUCACAGGAUUGAUACCAUGGGAGUUGGGCAGAAUCAUGCCUCUCACAGACUUGGAUCUUUCUGAUAACCAAAUUUCUGGGCCUAUACCUGAGAGCUUUGCAGAGUUGAAAAACCUGAGACUCCUCAGUCUUAUGUACAAUGAGAUGAAUGGUACUGUCCCUGAAGGAAUUGCAGAACUUCCAUCACUGGAAACUCUUCUUAUAUGGAACAAUUUCUUCUCUGGGUCACUUCCUCAUAGCUUGGGCAGAAACUCCAAACUCAAGUGGGUGGAUGUUUCCACAAACAAUUUCAUUGGCAGCAUUCCACCUGAUAUAUGUUCGGAAGGCAUGCUAUUUAAGUUGAUCUUGUUUUCGAAUCAAUUUUCGGGCAGUCUCUCACCAUCUCUCUCAAAUUGUUCUUCACUUGUUCGUCUUCGACUUGAAGAUAAUUCAUUCUCAGGUGAAAUCCCUUUGAAAUUCAGCCAUCUUUCUGGUAUCAGUUACGUGGACUUAUCCAGGAACAAGUUUACAGGUGGGAUUCCGGCAGAUAUUUCCCAAGCUUCCAAGCUUGAGUACUUCAAUAUCUCUAACAACCAAGGAUUAGGAGGCAUCGUCCCUGCAGAAACAUGGUCUUUGCCACAUCUUCAGAACUUUUCAGCAUCCUCUUGUAGUAUCUCAGGCAAUAUUCCUCCAUUCCAAUCUUGCAAAUCCAUUUCUGUCAUCGAACUGAACAUGAACAAUUUAUCAGGAACUGUCCCAAAAAGUGUUUCUAAUUGCCAGCUUCUAGAGAGGAUGCAUUUAGCAAACAAUAAUUUGUCAGGCCAUAUACCUGAAGAGCUUGCAAUUCUUCCUGUUCUUGGUGUCCUAGACCUAUCACACAAUAGUUUCAAUGGCCCAAUACCUGUGAGGUUUGGUAGUUCUACAAGCUUACUACUGUUGAAUGUUUCUUUCAAUGAUAUCACCGGUUCUAUUCCUUCAGAAAAGUUGUUUAGAUCAAUGGGUAGCAGUGCAUUUGUUGGAAAUCCUCAGCUAUGUGGAGCACCACUGCGACCAUGUCCUGGUUCAAUUGCAAUAUUGGGAAGCAAAGGCACAGGGAAGCUUACAUGGGUCCUGCUACUGUGUGCAGGGGUGGUUAUAUUCAUUGCAGCAUCAGUGCUUGGUAUAAUUUAUUUCCAAAGAGGAUUUAAAGGCCAGUGGAAGAUGGUCUCAUUUCAUGGACUCCCUCGAUUCACAGCAAAUGAUGUUUUGAGGAGCUUCAGUUCUACAGAAUCCACAGAAACAAUGCAAGCACCAUCAGCUUCAGCUUGCAAAGCAGUCCUGCCCACAGGCAUAACAGUUUUGGUGAGGAAAAUUGAAUGGGAAGCAAAGAGAAUGAGUGUCAUGUCAGAAUUCAUAACACGUAUGGGAAAUGCAAGGCACAAGAAUUUGAUUAGAUUACUGGGAUUUUGCUACAACAAGCACUUGGCUUAUCUUUUGUAUGAUUACUUGCCUAACGGGAAUUUGGCUGAGAAGAUGAGAAUGAAAAGGGACUGGGCAUCCAAGUACAAAAUUAUUGUUGGGAUUGCAAAGGGACUUUGCUUCCUUCAUCAUGACUGUUAUCCAGCAAUUCCUCAUGGAGAUUUGAAGUCAAGUAACAUAGUGUUUGAUGAAAACAUGGAACCCCAUUUGGCAGAGUUGGGUUUCAAAUAUCUGGUACAGUUGAAUAAAGGUUCAUUUCCAACAGCUUCCAAGAAGGAAACAGGUGAAUUCAACAAUACCAUAAAAGAGGAGCUUUACAUGGAUGUUUACAACUUUGGAGAGAUCAUUGUGGAAAUUUUAACAAAUGGGAAGUUGACAGAUGCGGGGACAAGCAUACACAGCAAGCCAAGGGAGGUUCUUUUAAGAGAAAUUUACAAUGAGAAUGAAGCUGAUUCUAAACCCUCUGUGCAAGAGGAGAUAAAACUUGUUCUUGAAGUUGCCUUCCUCUGCACUAGAAGUAGGACAUCUGAUCGGCCAUCAAUGGAAGAUGCACUGAAGCUUUUAUCUGGGUUGAAGCCACAAGAUAAUGACAGAACUUCUAAAGCAGGAGGACUAUAAUCUCAGUUACACAUUACCAUAUUUAAGGACAUAAAAGAUAUAGCAAAUAGUUAGCUAAUAAGAGUGUCUGUUUGUAGUUAAUUUGUUCUAUAGCUUGCUUUUUGUGAUAAUUAUUAGAACUGUUUUGCUUUAUAAUAGUGGCCUAUAAGGUUUGUGUACCCUCCCACCCAUCUUAUGGGUUUUGAGGGACUUAUUUUGUUUA
Messenger RNA from Alnus glutinosa, 3324 nucleotides. Its product is annotated as leucine-rich repeat receptor-like protein kinase TDR. Gene Ontology annotation, molecular function: protein binding; ATP binding; protein kinase activity. Lineage: Eukaryota; Viridiplantae; Streptophyta; Magnoliopsida; Fagales; Betulaceae. Bases 228 to 3122 code for a protein of 964 amino acids. The transcript is spliced from 2 exons. The record is from RefSeq and is a predicted model, not a curated record. Gene Ontology annotation, biological process: protein phosphorylation.